Molecule: messenger RNA, 462 nt
Organism: Arabis nemorensis
Lineage: Eukaryota; Viridiplantae; Streptophyta; Magnoliopsida; Brassicales; Brassicaceae
Source: the annotation of a GenBank genome assembly
AUGAGUGGUACAGUGGCAAUGCACAGUGUAUUCGUUUAUGGCAGUCUAAUGGCCGACGACGUCGUUCGCCUUCUCCUCAACCGUGUCCCUCCCACUUCCUCCGCGAUCCUCCCUGAUUUCCAUCGAUUUAGCAUCAAAGGACGUGUUUACCCCGCGAUUCUUCCAGUUCAGGCCGACAAAGUCCACGGCAAGGUACUAUUUGGAAUCACAGAUGAUGAACUCUACCUUUUAGAUGAGUUUGAAGAUAUCGAGUAUGAAAGAGAAAAUGUCCAAGUUUUGCUACCAGAUAGCUCGGAGAAACUUGAAACGAAGACUUAUGUCUGGGCCAAGAAAGAUGAUCCUGAUCUCUAUGGUACAUGGGAAUUCGAGGAAUGGAAGCAACUUCACAUGGAAGGUUUCUUGAAGAUGACUAAAGAAUUUGCACAAGAGAUGAACUUACCUGAAUCUGAGACCAUGACUUAG